ACCGGCACAUCACUUGCGAUUUCUCAUUCCUCGGCCAACCUAAACAGGAUGUAACAAGCAUCGGGGUUUUGCGCAGGAAGAAAAAAAUCGCAUAUUAUCCGAGCGUGCUUUUUUUUUUGGCAUUUUCAAGUCUCACGCCGGCGGGAAUCCUCAGCUUUAUAAUGGAGCCAAACAAUGGUGUUAAGGAGAAUGUUGGUCGCGUCGUAAUCAAUGUAAGCGGAGCGAUCUUCGAAGUAAGCGAAAGCAAGUUGCUUCAUUUCCCUCAGUCGCUACUGGGCUGCCCUCAGAAACGGAGCAAAUAUUUUGACUCUCAGCGCGAGGAGUAUUUCUUCGAUCGUCACCGACAAGCAUUCGAGGGUAUACUGUUUUACUAUCAAAACGAAGGGAGAUUAGUUUAUCCGGACAAUGUGCCAUCAGAAGUUUUUGAUGAAGAAGUUAAGUUUUUCAUGCUCCCCGUUGAGCCAAACAGCUGUGAGAAGUUGGAAAGGGUUAUACUCGGCGAUUACAACCGCUCGCGUCCUCUGAAUAUUUGGCAGAGGACACUCUGGGAAUUGUUCGAGUUUCCCAAUUCAUCGCUGGCUGCAAAAAUUCUGGCAGUUCUCUCGCAGGUGUUUAUUAUCGUAUCUUUAGUAGGUUCUUGUCUGAAAACUGUCGAAUCGCUUCAACCAGAGCGUACCAAGGUGAUAGAAAACUUUCAGAACCAUAACAAGUCUGUUUACCGAGAUUUAACGCCGUCUGAGUUACAUGACGAUGACUGGUUUUCAUUCGAUCUUGUUUGCUACAGUUGGUUCACCUUGGAGUGUGCUGUGCGGUUACUCGCGUCCCCAAACAAAAGCGAAUAUUUCAAAUUGCUUCCGAAUUGCGCAGAUUUUGCUACGAUCUUGGUUUUUUAUUUGGAACUCAUUGUGAAAAUGGCUUGGCCCUCGGCCACCGUGGUGGUCCGUUUACUGGAAACUUUUGCGGUCAUUCGAAUAUUAAAGUUAGUACGAUACUGCGAGGGAAUGAAAAUCCUGGUUAUUACUGUCGUAUCAGGCAUCAAAGACCUAGGCCUUUUGGUAACGUUCGCCACAACCUUUGUUAUUUUGGGCUCGAGUGCGGUAUUUUUUGUAGAACUGAACGAGCAGGAUACUAGUGACUUUAAGAGUAUUCCCGAUGCAUUUUGGUGGGCGAUAAUAACAAUUUGUACAGUUGGUUAUGGCGAUAAAGUUCCUGUCACAACACCGGGAAAGUUUAUGGGGGCUAUCUGCGCUGUACUUGGUACUGUAACAGUUGCUCUGCCUCUGUUCCGCUUCGCUGCGCAUUUUCGCACGAGUAUCGAACACUCCUCUUACAUUCUACCGCGUCGCGAUAGAAAAGUUUCUUCUUCGAGACGAAAAAGUCGAUGAAAUAGCUUUGAUAAUUCGUUUUAGAGAUGAUUUCCGCUCUAUAUUUCAUGUAAUUUCUAACUUAGCGACAAUGAAAAUUUAGAUUAAAAGGAGAAAAAUAGAUUCUACACACGAACAGGACACCGAGGCGAUAUGAUUUUAUGCAAAAAGAUCAUUAUGUCAAGAAUAAGAAAAUAUUAAUUUGAAAAGAGAUUUUGU
Pocillopora verrucosa is the source of this 1583-nucleotide messenger RNA. RefSeq names its product potassium voltage-gated channel subfamily A member 1. Gene Ontology annotation, cellular component: membrane; voltage-gated potassium channel complex. Gene Ontology annotation, biological process: protein homooligomerization; potassium ion transmembrane transport. Lineage: Eukaryota; Metazoa; Cnidaria; Anthozoa; Scleractinia; Pocilloporidae. Gene Ontology annotation, molecular function: delayed rectifier potassium channel activity. The record is from RefSeq and is a predicted model, not a curated record.